UGAAUCAAAACAUUUCUUUCAUUUCCUAAAAACACUCCCAAAGGUUUUCACUUCUUAAUUCCUUAAUUUUCUACCAUCUCUUCGAAGGGUAUUUACGGGAAUACAAGUUAUCGUAAUGGAUGUCUUUAUAUCGGAAGAGUAUGUCAACCGCCGGAGAAUGGAGAAAAAAGCUGCUGCCGUUGCUGGAAAAAAUCUGAGGCUAGGUUUUGGUUCAAGCAAUAGAACGGAAAAGAGAAAAACCAAUCCAUGGAUGUCGGAAUCUCGGCCGGAGAAAGAGAUUUCGGUCACCGACGGUAGUGUUUAUGAGAGUUAUGUGUUCCAAUGCUUCUCGCCGUAACAAAUAUAGCGUUCGCGUUUAGUAUUAAAACGCAGACGCAGUUGCAUAUGCAUGGGCGGCGGUUAUUAGUUGUAGCUCUUGUAUUUUCAUCUCUUGGUUUUUAUUUGCUAGUA
This is a messenger RNA of Eutrema salsugineum, 450 nucleotides long. RefSeq lists its product as uncharacterized. The coding region runs from base 116 to 337 and encodes 73 amino acids. The record is from RefSeq and is a predicted model, not a curated record. The transcript has a single exon. NCBI's taxonomy places the organism in Eukaryota, Viridiplantae, Streptophyta, Magnoliopsida, Brassicales, Brassicaceae.